Molecule: messenger RNA, 2957 nt
Organism: Dermacentor silvarum
Lineage: Eukaryota; Metazoa; Arthropoda; Arachnida; Ixodida; Ixodidae
Gene: polo
Product: serine/threonine-protein kinase PLK1
Exons: 10
Coding region: 211-2010 (599 amino acids)
Biological process (GO): mitotic cell cycle; protein phosphorylation; regulation of cytokinesis
Cellular component (GO): spindle pole; cytoplasm; nucleus
Molecular function (GO): protein serine/threonine kinase activity; protein binding; ATP binding
Source: RefSeq, a predicted model, not a curated record
GCCAACAUUCAAAAACCGGCGCUCGCAGAGGUGGCGGCUGCUUGCGCAAAACGCUAUUGUAGGCAGUUAUUGUAGGCUCGUGGUGGUCGGUUGAGGCAAUUCGAAUUGGUGCUCGCGGCAGGUCGCGGCAGAUCGCGGUGCUCGUGGUCUGAGGUGUGCUACGGAGCCCGGGACGUUGAACGGUCAGACGGAUUCCGCCGUUCUCUCACGAUGGCCUCUGCUAUCCCUACCAGGACGGGCCCAGCCGUUACCAAGGACCUACCAGAGAUUGUCCUGGACAAAAAGUCUAAAAAGGAAUACGUCCGGGGCAAGUUCCUCGGAAAGGGCGGGUUUGCAAAGUGCUACGAGCUAACAGACAAGGCAACGAACACGAUCUACGCAGGCAAGGUGGUUUCCAAGGCACUUCUCGUGAAGUCGCACCAGAAAGAAAAGAUGGCCCAGGAAAUCCAGAUCCACAGGAGCCUGAAUCACAAACACAUUGUGGGCUUUCAUAGCUACUUUGAAGAUGAAAAGAAUGUGUACAUAAUCUUGGAACUUUGCAACAGGCGGUCCCUCAUGGAAAUGCACAGACGUCGCAAGACGCUGACGGAGGCGGAGGCACGCUACUUUCUUCACCAGAUCCUCCUUGCCUGCCGCUACCUCGUGCAGCAGAAGGUCAUCCACAGAGACCUCAAACUGGGUAACCUAUUGCUCAAUGACAGCAUGGAGCUAAAGGUCGGCGACUUUGGUCUCGCCACCCGUGUGGACUUCGACGGCGAGAGGAAGAAGACCCUCUGCGGCACGCCAAACUACAUCGCACCGGAAAUACUGGCAAAGAAAGGGCACAGCUUUGAAGUUGACAUCUGGUCUAUUGGGUGCAUCUUGUUUACACUCAUUGUGGGCCACCCUCCUUUCGAAACACCCACACUGAAGGAAACUUACGUGCGCAUAAAGAAAAAUGAAUAUCAUGUGCCUUCAUCGGUAAGCUCUCCUGCCCGGAACCUCAUCCGCCGCAUGCUUCAGCAGGAGCCGGAGAAGCGGCCCAAUAUUGAAGCAAUUAUGGUGGACGAGUUUAUGACCUGUGGACCCUUGCCAUCGCGCCUCCCGACAUCUUGCCUAACCACCGAACCUAGGUUCGACACUCUCAAUGCCACCCUGAGUGUGACUGCCCGCAGACCUCUGCUGGAGCGUAACGAAGGCCGCGACCUGGAGGCGAAGGUCACUCCAAUCAGAAGCCACCCAGAGAAAGAGACCAAGCCAGUACAGUGCCUCAAGCCACAGCUACCGGCUCCACCAGUAGGUGCUCAAAAGGCAGCAGCAGACAGCCCGGCACGCAAGGGUGCUCCGCAAGAGGCACAUCUCACCGAACUCCAGCGCCUUCUACGUCGUCUGUGCAAUGCUCGGCCACCCGAGCAGCGCUUCGAGCGCCCCGAUGAGGCGGAGGACCCAGCCUCGGUGCCAGUGUUCUGGGUGAGCAAGUGGGUGGAUUACACCGACAAGUAUGGACUAGGCUAUCAGCUCUGUGACAACAGCAUCGGCGUGGUCUUCAACGACAACACCCGUGUCAUCUUGCUGAACAACAACCUGAGCGUGACGUAUGUCGACGAGAACAGCAUUGAACACUACCACACUGUGGAGGAGUACCCGCCGUCACUGGAAAAAAAGAUGACCCUCUUGAAGUACUUCUGUACCUACAUGAAGCAGUACCUGCUCAUGACGGGCGAGGAUGUGAGCCCCCGGGAAUGUGACAACCUUGUCAGGCUACCAUGCCUUGGAACGUGGCUUCGCACUCGUUCAGCCAUAUCGUUCUACCUCACCAACGGGACGGUUCAGAUCAACUUUUUCCAGGACCACACCAAGCUGAUCCUGUGCCCGCUCAUGUCAGCAGUGUCUUACAUUGACAAUAACAGGGUUUUCCACACUUACCGGCUUGAGACACUCCAUAAAGGAUGCCCACCAGAUCUGUUCUCCCGUCUCAAGUACGCACGGACCAUCCUAGACAGACUGGCCGGUACACCUACACCAUCCUAGUCCGACCACCCAGCUGCUGCCCCUUUGGCAUGUGUUCCCGCCAAGUGCGACUUCUUCAAAGCUUCAGGGGUGUGCUUUUUUUUUUUUUUUUUUUUGUCAAUGAAGAAAAAAAUACAUGACUCGGGUUGCCAACAAAACUUGUACAUAGUGUUUCUUUUUUACUGCACAUGUCCAUGUUCUUAGUUUUUAUUAUUUAGCAUAUGUCACUCUUUUACCAUUGCCUGUUUCCCAUGUGUUCCAUCAUUGCAGAUGACAAUAUGCUGGAAAUUUUCAGCUGCACAUCGAGUGCACUCCUCUCCCCCAUUCCCUUUUCUUUUUUCACAAUGCUUUCUUUGUGCAAGGCUUGAUGUGGUGUGCUAUUGCAAUAGCCAUCAGGCAUAUCUGGCUUUUUUUUUUAUGCCAGUAAUUGCAGUUUUAUAUUAGUGGUCUAUGCUGACUGAUCCAGAUUGGACCUUUCUUUGUCCUCGUAUUGUUACUGUAGUGUUUUCAGUGUUGCUAACGUUUCCUAUAGCUGUCUGCAUACAUAUUUGCUAGAGACCAUGAUCUCGUAUUGUUGCCUUGAAAAGCUUAUGCAGCAGAGAUUUAGCAAUGAUUUAUUUAUUGUAUGUGCAUUGCGCUUGGUCGCUGAAACAAUGCUGGGGUUUUUUUAUCAAGAGGUUAGUCUCCAGUGGUGAAUUAUUGGGGCAAUGUAACAGUGUGUUCCAUCUAUUUCAUGCUGUGUAUCUUCCAUGUUGCAUUGUGCUAUAUGUUCAAACAUGACUGGCCAUAUGGAGACUUAUAUACAUUUUGCCGCUGACAAUGUGGUCUUUCUGCAGAAAUUUUAUUUUUGCAGUCCACAAAUUGCUCCAGAUGCAGUGGUGCAUGUAGGCUUCAAUUGCCUUGCUGAAUGCAGGAUGAAAAAUUUUGAGCUGUAAUAAAAGUGAUCACCGUUGCAUUUUCAGCCAGUA